Messenger RNA from Penicillium lagena, 1539 nucleotides. RefSeq names its product carotenoid oxygenase family protein. Gene Ontology annotation, molecular function: carotenoid dioxygenase activity. Lineage: Eukaryota; Fungi; Ascomycota; Eurotiomycetes; Eurotiales; Aspergillaceae. The annotation marks the transcript as partial. Gene Ontology annotation, biological process: carotene catabolic process. The record is from RefSeq and is a predicted model, not a curated record. The transcript has 4 exons.
AUGUCCGUUCUCUCUCAAAAGCCCCGGAAAGAUUUCCCAAACCACCCGCAAUUUUCCGGGUUCAUGAAGCCAUGCCGAGUUGAAGGAGAAGUUCUGAAUCUGGAAGUGUAUGGCGAGAUCCCGGAAGACAUUGAUGGGACAUUCUAUCGGGUGAUGCCCGAUCCCCAAUUCUCGCCCUUCAUCGAGAAUGAUCCAUGGUUCAACGGCGAUGGCAGUAUCAGCGCCUUCAAAAUCAAAGACGGCUCGGUCUCCUUUAAGCAGCGUUUUGUCCGAACAGAGAAAUUCGUCCGGGAACGAGAGGCUCAAAGAGCAUUGCUUGGUACCGACCCUCACCGUUCACAAGCUCACAUAGAACUGACUAACUCGUUUCUUUCUAUAGGUAAAUACCGCAACAAAUUCACCGAUGCCGUGGAAUUCAAGAUCCGCACCACAGCCAACACAAACGUCGUUCACUUUAACGGCAAGUUGUUGGCUCUAAAGGAAGAUGCUCCACCAUAUGCGUUGGAUCCUCACACCCUCGAGACAAGCGACCUGUACGACUUCGAUGGACAGUUGCCCAGUUUGACAUUCACCGCUCACCCGAAAUUCGACCCGCGCACGGGGGAGAUGGUCUGCUUCGGAUACGAAGCCAAGGGCGAUGGAACACCUGAUAUCUGUUAUUGCCGUAUUGCAGCCGACGGAAAGUUCUUGGAAACCGUGUGGUUGACUGCGCCUGUUGUGGCUAUGAUUCACGAUUUUGCUGUCACGGAGAACUGGAUCCUUUUCCCCAUCAUCCCUCAGGUCUGCGACAUUGAGAGAAUGAAGCAGGGCGGGGAGCACUGGCAGUGGAGCCCCGAAACUCCAUUCUACAUUGGAGUCCUUCCACGACGAGGAGCAAAGCCAUCCGAUCUCAAGUGGUUCCGCUACCAAAACUCUUUCCCGGGCCAUGUAGCCAACGCCUACGAAGAUGAAUCCGACAACGUCGUACUCGACCUCGGACUUAGCGAGAAGAACGUCUUCUUCUGGUGGCCAGAUGCGCAAGGAAAAUCUCCUGAGCCGAGUUCCAUCCACUCCCAGCUAACCCGGUUCAUCAUCGACCCCAAAUCCGAGGAGCUCGACUUGGUGAACUCAACGGUUCUCCAAAGCGACAACUCGGAGUUCUACCGCAUUGACGACCGCUUCGCCACCCAACCGUACAAGCACUGCUUCUUUGACCUAAUGAACCCUGCCCUCGGAACUGAUUUCCCGACCAUCCUGCCUCAGCUGGGUGGUGGACACCCGCUGUAUAACGCUCUAGCGCACUUGAAUAUUGAAACUAGUGUGACAGAGAUCUACCUCCCUGGAAAGACACAUAUGGUGCAAGAACCAAUUUUCAUUCCGCGACGUGGGUCUACCGUUGAGGGCGAUGGGUAUGUCAUGGCUCUGGUGAAUAACUAUAUUUCUAUGUGCAGUGAGUUGCACUUGCUGGAUACCAGGGAGUUCACCAAGGCAAAGGCUGUCAUUCUGCUGCCGCUUCGGUUGAGGCAGGGAUUGCAUGGCAAUUGGGUUGAGGGCGAGGAU